UACCGGCAGCACGUAGCCGGUUAUUAUUGACAAACAACAGCAAAGAAAAAUGUUUUUUUUUGUAUUACAAUUUUUGUGUGUGUGUGUUUUUUUUACGAAUGUAGCCAUUAAAAUUAUUAUCCAUGCUUUAACAGUUUUUUAUGUUUAAUCAUAAUAAUAAUAAUGAUUUUAAAAAGAACAAUAGAAUGCUAAAUCUGGGAUUAUUUCACUACUUGUUACGUUUCGACGUUGUUUUAUCAGCUGUUCUCUACGAUAAUGGUUGCAGUUAUACUAAAAAGUUUAUUGAUCAUCAAAACUCUACAUUUUAUAUUGGUGGUAUAGUUCCUGCGCAAAGAAUUCAUGAUGGUAAAUACAUUCUUAACCCACCAGCGAUAUACUGGGCAUCAGCUAUUGUGCACACUAUUCUAAAAAUUAACACAAAUAAUUGGAUACUACCUAAUAUUCAACUUGGUUUUGAUAUUCGUGACUCACGCAAUGAAGUCACUUGUGCUUCAGUACAUGCAAUAGAUUUUUUGUUAAAGAAAUCCAAGCAAUCAAAGUUAUUAGGUGUAGUGGGUCCAGCAUCAAGUUCUUUAAGUGCUGCUGUAAGUUCAAUAUUACUUGCUGACUUUGUUCCACAAGUAUCUUAUUCAUCAACAAGCUCUUCGUUAUCCAAGCGAAAUGUUUAUCGUAAUUUCUUGCGUACAGUUCCUUCAGAUAUUUAUCAAGCAAUAGCCAUUGUUGAUUUGUUGAAACAUUUUGGAUGGGAUUAUGUAUCUUUAUUUACAUCUGAUGAUGACUAUGGAUACUUUGGUCUAGAGCAGAUCAGAAUAUUUGCAAAAAAGAAAAAUGUAUGUUUUUCAACUAUUAAAAUUUUUAAAGAAAAUAUUGAAUCACUCGAACUUAUAGAAACUGUUGAGCAAAUAAAAAAACAUUCACGAGUUGUAGUCUUAUGGUGUAGUGCACAUGAUGCUAUAAAAAUUAUUGCAAAAACUUUAGAAAGUGGUAUACAUGAUGUUACUUGGCUAGGAACUGAACAGUGGGCUUCAAGUUCUGAAAUCAUUCAAGUUAAGAAAACACACAACAUCUUAAUAUUGCGUUUAAAUCAUGAGAUUAUAGUUGACCUGGAACAAGAUAUAUGGAAUUCAAAAGUGCUUAGUAGAAUUAACUGCAAAAAUCCAUGGUAUCGUGAGUAUAUUAAUGAUAAUUGUUCUCAAAAACAAAGUGGUCCUAUUAAACUUUUACCCAACCAAAAGCAAGCACAAGUGGUUUCUGCAGUGUAUGCUCUUGCUUACGGUUUACAUGACUACUUAAACUGUAGUGUUACUAGAUGCUCGGAAAAUGUUAGUGAAAUAAAUUAUAAAGCUUUAUAUGAGCGAAUUUUAAAAGCAAAGUUUACAAUACCAUCAAGCAAUUUUACUAUGGAGUUUGAUUAUGUUGGAGAUGUUAUCUCUCCAGAAUAUGAGUAUGCAUAUGCAUUUAAUAAUUCUUUCCUAAAGUUCGGAAGUUGGAAAUUUAAAAAAAAAAAAGCCAGUAUAAUUAACAUAAAUAAUAACAUUAUUAAUUGGUCUAACAACCAAAUUCCUCUCGCUAUAUGUUGGUAUAAUUGCCCUCCAGGCACUUACCGUGUUAAUUCCACAAUUUCAGUUUGUUGCUGGAUAUGUGAAGUAUGUCCGCAGAACACUGUUUCAAGUGGUGUAAAUCAAUAUGAAUGUACACAGUGUUCCGUAACGUCUAUAGUGAAUAAGAACAAAACUCAAUGUAUAAAUCUUAAAGAAAUACAAUUGUCUAUAAAGAAACCAGAAGGUUUAAUAAUUGCUAUUGGAUCAAGUAUUGGUGUUGUUUGUUGUAUAUUUGUGCUGGGUUUGUAUGUUGUUCAUUGGAAUACACCACUUGUAAAAUCUUCAAACAGAGAAAUGUCUGCAAUACAGCUGAUAUCUAUUAUGGGAUUAUUCUGUUUAUCUUUUUUGUACUAUCUUGAGCUAACUUCUAAAUUAUGCAUGAUUAGAACAAUGGUAUUUGGUUUUUUGUUUACAACUGUUAUAGCAAUGGUUUGCAUUAAAACAUACCGCCUUGUUCGUGUCUUUAAUGUUAAAUUUUCCAAGCUAUCGAGAUUUUUAGAAAACAAAUUUCAGAUUGGAUUUUCUUUUUUACUUAUAUUUUUGCAAACUUUAGGUGUGUUGCUUUGGUAUAUAUACUUUCCUGCUUUAAUUGUUAUAGAUAGAUAUCCUGAAAAUAGACUCUUUUUCCGUGUGUGUGACCACGAAGUGUUUUGGGGAAUUUUGAUAUAUGAUUCCCUACUUGCCAUUGCUUGUGGCUACAUGGCUUUUCGCUCUCGAAAUCUUCCUGAAAAGUUUAACGAUGCCCAACAUAUCUCCUAUGCAAUGUUCACUGUUUGUAUUAUUUGGUUGAGCUUUUUGCCCCUUUAUAAAAGUCUGAGUUCUCAUGCGGGACAAUUUGCUUUUAUAAGCAUUAAUUUGGUUUCUUCUUAUAGCUCGCUUUUUAUUUUGUAUUCAAAAAAAGUGAUUUUUAUUUUAUUUUAUCCUAAUUUAAAUAAUGUUCAUAGUUUUCGUAAUACUGCAAAAAAAUCUGUCUUAAUAAACAUUCCUCGAAGGGUAAAAGGCAAAGAUGGCGCGAUGGACACAAGUAUUCGUAGUGUAAUGAUGUUUCAAAGCUAUGAUGAUGCUUCUCACGAACAAUCUAAAUUGUUUAAGUGUGAUGUAAGAGACGUUAAUUUAAAAGAAGAAACUUUCAAAACGUCUUCUUGUGUUGAUGUUGAUCAUAUAAAGCACGAUAAAGUACCACCGAAUACUGUGGAUCCUUUAAUUAUUGGAUUAGAAGAAAAUAUGCCUUUAAUUCAUUUGAAUAGGGUUUAAAUAAAAUUGUUUUGUUAAAAAUUUUUGAUUUUAACUUAGAGUUAAACAAGUUUAGAGAAAUUUUAAAUA
This is a messenger RNA of Hydra vulgaris (swiftwater hydra), 2924 nucleotides long. Its product is annotated as extracellular calcium-sensing receptor. Gene Ontology annotation, biological process: G protein-coupled glutamate receptor signaling pathway; regulation of synaptic transmission, glutamatergic. Gene Ontology annotation, cellular component: plasma membrane. The record is from RefSeq and is a predicted model, not a curated record. Lineage: Eukaryota; Metazoa; Cnidaria; Hydrozoa; Anthoathecata; Hydridae. Gene Ontology annotation, molecular function: adenylate cyclase inhibiting G protein-coupled glutamate receptor activity.